Wyeomyia smithii (pitcher-plant mosquito) is the source of this 3809-nucleotide messenger RNA. Its product is annotated as dopamine D2-like receptor. Gene Ontology annotation, molecular function: neuropeptide receptor activity. The record is from RefSeq and is a predicted model, not a curated record. NCBI's taxonomy places the organism in Eukaryota, Metazoa, Arthropoda, Insecta, Diptera, Culicidae. Gene Ontology annotation, cellular component: membrane. Gene Ontology annotation, biological process: neuropeptide signaling pathway. The transcript has 11 exons. The coding region runs from base 759 to 3116 and encodes 785 amino acids.
AACCGAGCAGGUUGUGCGUAAUAACGGUACUCUCUCGCAAGUAGAUAUUUGUUCGAGCUUCACCGGAAAUGUUCAAAACGUUUAUUAAAAAUCGUCUGUUGAAUCAAAACGAUUUGAAUUAAUUUGACCAGUUUAAAUUUGAAGGAAACAUCUGGCUAACUAGUCUAGUUUAGAUGAUAAUAAUAUCUGCGAUAGUGAAAAACAAAUAGCAACUUGUAGUGUAAAAACAACAAUAAUUCUCAAUUUGUGUGUGUUCUGCCAUUUGUUUAAUCCUCUUGUGAGAAAAGGAUUCUAGGGCAGAGUGAGUGUGCAUAGGAUGUUAUUUUAAAAUAACUUAUAGUGAAAACAUAACACAAAGUCCAUCAGUAAGCGGAAUCAAGGUGUAGUUUUAGUAGUGCAACGUUACAAUAGUGAUGGAAAAGGAAUAAUACUGCAAUCAAAAAGCUGUAAUCGGCUUGUGUAACGGCUGUUGUUUUUUUUUUUUUUUUUUUUUUUUCUGGGAAAGCGGAUCAUGUAAACGAACAGUGCGUAAAACAGUGAAUGACGUGUGUGUUUUGAAACAACUCCGCUCGGAUUACAGUUAUAAUUCGAAACGCCAAACAAAAUCAAGCAAUACGCAAACAACAAGUAGGAGAGAAAGUUACUUAUCCACCAAAAAGCACAGUGUAUACACCACUGGCCGACAUCAUCGUUUCAGCAGCAACCGUCCGUAUCCCCCAGCAGUGGAUACAAAUUCCGAAAGUAGCCCUGAAUAAAUAAUGACAGAAGAAUCUUUCGUGUACGGUGUGGAGCUGAGAUCGCCUCCACCGACGACGGUUUUGCAGCAGCUGACCCAUUACGAACGUUUUCUCAAGAGCAAAGUUAUGUCAAAUCAAUUUCCGACCGCUCGUCAACACCACCAGCAGCAACAGCACGCGAAUGUCACACCGGCAUUCCCCUCGUCGCUGUUUCUCGAUUACGUAGCUUCGCUGAACCAGAGCUCGUCUAAUCUGACAAGUUCCAUCGGGGAAAUCCUCCAGCAGAACAUCCUCACCGAAUGGUCUCUUCGGGAAGCUGCCGCCAGCAACAACGGGACCAUCAUGCCCGGUUCCGUCGGAGUGGUGGUCGUCGUAACGACCGUCGGGAGUGCAACCUCCACGACAACUGUUUCCAACCGAACUGGUGGCGAUACAACGUUUCAAAAUAAUUUGAUUAUUCCAUUGUACGCAACAAUCUUUCUGCUGUCCGUUGUUGGCAAUUUGCUCGUAAUCCUAACAUUGGCACAGAACAAGCGAAUGCGAACCGUCACUAAUGUAUACUUGCUGAACUUGGCUAUAUCCGACCUGCUGCUGGGCGUCUUCUGUAUGCCGUUCACCCUCGUGGGCCAAGUGUUGCGAAAGUUUAUCUUCGGCGCCAUCAUGUGUAAGCUGAUACCCUACUUUCAAGCCGUCUCGGUGUCGGUGGCCGUGUGGACCCUGGUUGCAAUCUCGUUGGAGCGUUACUUCGCCAUCUGCCGCCCACUGUCGUCCCGCCGGUGGCAAACCCAGUUCCACGCCUACCGAAUGAUCGCCAUGGUAUGGCUGUUAAGUUUCCUGGUAAACUCGCCCCUCUGUUACGUUCAGCGGCUGCAACCAGUUCAACGGAAUGCACUCAAUAGCGGUCCAACCGGCAGCAGCAUAUCGAUGAAGUGUCGAGAGAUGUGGCCAGAUCGAACCUAUGAGCGAGUGUACGUGCUUUUCCUAGACGCUGGCCUGCUAGUGUUUCCACUCCUAACGAUGGGUUUCGCCUACUGCAUGAUCGUGUCGAAACUUUGGCGUGGGCUGCGACGGGAAAUUUCUCAUACAGCGCACCAGAACCAAAAACUGCCGAUAAACAGCGCUUUGAAGGAAACUCCUAGUGGUCUCAUAGUUGACAGCACCAUCAGCACAGCAAUCGGGAAAAAAUCAAUAUCAUCCAGAGCAGAAAACGCCUGCUAUCUGAAGACAUCGGCACCAAAUGCGCCAUCUGUUGGUUCCGGUAGUCGAGCAGCAGGUCAUGCAAAGCGUGUCAACGUCUCCUCUGGCAAAUUCGUUACUGACGGUUGUUCGUGGGCGGGAAAUCUAUACUCCAGCGAAAGAUCCACCACGGCGGCCGGUAUCAGUGGCAAAACCAGUAAUAACAAUAACUAUUGCUAUGCCAACAAUGUAAUCCAGCACUCGGCUCCUGGUGGUGCUUCCUCGUCCUCCUCCCUAACAGCUGUCAAGCGAGCAUCAAGAUUUCGGUUACUGCGUGAUUUUAUGAAGACCCACUAUCGAAGACAACCCAACGUGGUAAUCGUACAAAAAUCAAACAAUUUGCUCAUGAACAAAACCACAGGAAUGUUCACCUCUCCGGGCCGCUCCCAAAUGCUUGCAUGUGCUUCGACUAGCGGAAAACUAUACAACAACAGCAACGUCUACAGUGUUACUACCGAGACGACCCUGACCGAAAGAAUGGCAACCGCAACCGCAGGAACCCCAUCCACGGCAGUAUUACGCCCUGCUGCAGCGGUCUCUGAAAAUGGAACAAUGCAGACGUCCACACCGGAGACCGGCUUUCCGAACUCAGAUCAGGAUAAGUACAUAGCAACCACAUCGUUGGCUCGACAUGCCAUCCGAUCGACAUACAUGGACAAGAGCAUAGAAGCGAAAAAGAAAGUGAUCCGGAUGCUGUUUGUCAUCAUCGUUGAGUUUUUCGUCUGUUGGGCUCCACUGCACAUACUCAAUACGGUAUACCUCUACUCACCCGCUUUCGUGUACAAAUACGUCAGCAGCAAUGGUAUUGCUCUGGUGCAGCUUAUGGCCUACAUUAGUUCCUGCUGCAAUCCUAUUACCUACUGUUUCAUGAAUCGUCGGUUCCGGCAAGCUUUUCUCAACAUAUUCGGCUUCUAUCAGCAUCGGGCAAUCCGAUGUUUAUUCUGCGGUUUCCGUGCGGAGGAUGAGACACCGAAUGCCGAGCACAACUCUGCCGGUUCCCGGGCCGUACAGCAGGGCAACUCAUGUGGAACGGCGGGAGCAAACAAUUCCGACAUAUCGGGAAAUGAUUCCAUAACCUACAUCGGUCGCAGCAUCGUUCAGCGUUCCGAAAUCAUGGUGCUAGAAACCGAGGAUCGGGUUUAGCACCGGCUCGGACCACGUGACGAGUUCUGUUUCUCUGGUCAACUCCAUCAGCUCCAAUCGAAUCACGCAGGUGACGCAGAUCAUCGAAACAGACCCCGAGGAUGCAACAUUCCGCUUCAGAAUAACGUGGUCAAAAUCUUCCUCGUCGGCUAGCCAUCCCAAGCAAACCAACGGUUGUGAUAAAGAACGGUAUUCCUAAAUUAUUGUUCCCCUGUUAAGCUAGAGUAUAACAAAGAGAAAUUUAAGAAAAAAAAAUAGCAGUACCGUUUAAUCUGUAUCCUUGUGAUUUUAAGAAUAAUGCUCAAAAACUCUGAGUAAGAGUAAAUGUCUCCAAAUCAAAAAUUGAUGUUCAAUUGAGACGAUGUUCAAAGUUACUGUUUAAUUUUUAAAUUCCUUUUCCCUUGAACUGAAGCUGGUAGCCGGCGAUUUUUAGGUUGUAUUCCGAAUCUGUGUAUAAUGGCUAAUGUAACUUAAGCUGAAAAUUUAAUAUUAUAUUAUAUGUGAAUCUACAAUGUAAGUAAGUGUAAAUAUUUAGUAUUAAGCAGAACAUUUUAGGUUACGGCUAUACUUCAGACAAACAUAUUUCCAAGAUUAGGAAGCGAUUUCCUUCGGUUACACAGUCCAAUAAGUGUUCAAAUUUGACAGUGUGCAACAAGAUUGGAAAAGAAAUGUACCAUGUGAUAAAAAGCAAUC